Drosophila bipectinata is the source of this 3642-nucleotide messenger RNA. RefSeq names its product Glutamate receptor IA (gene GluRIA). Gene Ontology annotation, cellular component: postsynaptic density membrane; plasma membrane. The record is from RefSeq and is a predicted model, not a curated record. Gene Ontology annotation, biological process: modulation of chemical synaptic transmission; synaptic transmission, glutamatergic. NCBI's taxonomy places the organism in Eukaryota, Metazoa, Arthropoda, Insecta, Diptera, Drosophilidae. Gene Ontology annotation, molecular function: transmitter-gated monoatomic ion channel activity involved in regulation of postsynaptic membrane potential; glutamate receptor activity.
UACAACGCGUGCCCGUUUGGUUGAAGUGAGCGGAUGAAAGUCCUUUUUCUCGGCGAGGCAGAGGCAGCAGCUCCCAGUUGAUGGGCCACCCGAAGUUAAAGCCAGUGGCAUUAAAGUGAGACACAAACGUGAAAACCCAAACAGUUCAAGCAGUUCCCAGUGUUCAAAUGGAAAUCAAAAUCGGAGAUAUCUCAAGGAUAUAUCGGAAAGAAUAGAUAAAGCAAUAAAACAGUUGUGAAACUAAAAACAUAAAUGGAGUGUGAAUUUAACAAAAACACGAUACCAGUGAUGGCCCAAGCAAUUUAACCCACAAACGUACUCGAACCCCACAGUGAAAGAAACUCGGAGGAACUGUUACAACCGACUACAAGCAAAAAUGCAUUCGAGGCUAAAAUUCUUGGCAUAUUUACAUUUAAUAUGCUGCCUGGAAUUCAGCGCAGCCCAGCAGCAGCAGCAAGCGGCAUCGUUAACCGAGAAAAUACCAUUAGGUGCGAUCUUCGAGCAGGGCACAGAUGAUGUGCAAUCAGCCUUUAAAUAUGCAAUGCUCAAUCACAACCUGAAUGUGAGCUCGCGUCGCUUCGAGCUGCAGGCGUACGUCGACGUCAUCAAUACGGCGGAUGCAUUCAAAUUAUCUCGCCUGAUUUGCAAUCAAUUCUCGCGCGGAGUCUACUCAAUGCUGGGCGCCGUGUCGCCGGACUCCUUUGACACAUUGCACUCCUACUCGAAUACGUUCCAAAUGCCGUUUGUGACGCCCUGGUUCCCCGAGAAGGUGCUCACCCCGUCGUCGGGCCUCCUGGAUUUCGCUAUCAGCAUGCGUCCGGAUUAUCAUCAGGCGAUUAUUGAUACCAUCCAGUACUACGGCUGGCAGAGCAUUAUUUAUCUCUACGACUCGCACGAUGGCUUACUACGGCUGCAGCAAAUCUAUCAAGAACUGAAGCCCGGAAAUGAAACAUUCCGUGUGCAAAUGGUGAAACGCAUCGCCAACGUAACGAUGGCCAUUGAGUUUUUGCACACGCUGGAGGAUUUGGGCCGUUUCAGCAAAAAGCGCAUAGUGCUCGACUGCCCGGCGGAAAUGGCCAAAGAGAUCAUCAUCCAGCAUGUGCGGGACAUCAAGCUGGGCCGCCGCACCUAUCAUUACCUGCUCAGCGGCUUGGUCAUGGACAACCACUGGCCCACUGAUGUGGUAGAGUUCGGGGCCAUCAACAUCACCGGCUUUCGCAUUGUCGACUCCAACCGGAGGGCUGUGCGUGAUUUCCACGACAGCCGGAAGCGCUUGGAGCCCAACGGUCAAAGCCAGAACUCAGUGGGAGCCAACGGCUUGCCGGCUAUUUCGGCCCAGGCCGCCCUGAUGUACGAUGCGGUUUUCGUCCUCGUCGAAGCCUUCAAUCGCAUUUUGCGCAAGAAGCCGGAUCAGUUCCGUUCCAAUCAUCUGCAGCGCCGCAGUCACGGCGGUGGGUCGUCCUCCUCCGCCACCGGAACCAACGAAUCCAGUGCCCUGCUGGACUGCAACACGAGCAAGGGCUGGGUGACCCCCUGGGAGCAGGGCGAGAAAAUCUCCCGAGUGCUGCGCAAGGUUGAAAUCGAUGGGUUGUCGGGAGAGAUCCGCUUCGACGAGGACGGUCGCCGCAUCAACUACACCUUGCACGUGGUGGAGAUGUCCGUGAACAGCACCCUGCAGCAGGUGGCCGAAUGGCGCGACGAUGUGGGGCUCCUGCCGCUCAAUAGCCGCAGCUAUGCUGCAUCGUCCCGAUCCGUGUCGGCCAGCACCGGGGACUACGCCCGGAAUCACACAUACAUUGUAAGCAGUGUCCUCGAGAAGCCCUAUCUGAUGCACCGGCAGUCCUUCGGUGAGGAGUUGGUGGGCAACGAGCGCUUCGAGGGCUACUGCAAAGACCUCGCCGACAAGUUGGCUGCCCAAUUGGGAAUCAAAUAUGAGCUUCGUCUGGUGCAAGACGGCAACUACGGAGCCGAGAAUCAGUACGCUCCUGGGGGCUGGGAUGGCAUGGUGGGCGAACUGGUGCGCAAGGAGGCCGACCUGGCCAUCGGACCUCUGACCAUCACAGCCGAGCGAGAGAGGGUGAUUGAUUUCAGCAAGCCAUUCAUGACUUUGGGCAUCUCAAUUAUGAUCAAGAAGCCUGUGAAGCAGACUCCAGGAGUAUUUAGUUUCCUGAACCCACUGUCCCAGGAAAUUUGGAUGAGUGUUAUCCUCAGCUAUGUGGGCGUUAGUAUUGUCCUGUACUUUGUGACGCGCUUUCCGCCGUAUGAGUGGCGCAUCGUGCGACGACCGCAGCCCGAUGCCACAGCCCAGCAACCGCCAGGCAUCAUCGGGGGCGCCACCCUCAGCGAACCGCAGCCCCUGCAGCCUCCUGUUCCGCCUAAUGACUUCAGCCUGCUGAACUCCUUCUGGUACUCCCUGGCCGCCUUCAUGCAGCAAGGGUGCGAUUUGACACCUCCCUCCAUCGCCGGAAGAAUCGCAGCCGCCGUGUGGUGGUUCUUCACCAUCAUUCUUAUAUCCUCGUACACCGCCAACCUGGCUGCUUUUCUCACCGUGGAGCGAAUGGUGGCUCCCAUCAAGUCGCCGGAGGACUUGGCCAUGCAAACAGACGUGCAGUACGGAACCCUGCUGCACGGCUCCACCUGGGACUUUUUCAGGCGCUCACAAAUCGGGCUGCACAACAAGAUGUGGGAGUACAUGAAUGCCAAUCCCCAUCUGUCGGUUCACACCUACGACGAGGGUAUCCGACGCGUUCGAACAUCCAAGGGAAAGUAUGCCCUAUUGUUGGAGUCCCCGAAGAACGAGUACGUGAAUGCCAGGACUCCCUGCGACACCAUGAAAGUGGGUCGCAAUAUCGAUACCAAAGGAUUCGGCGUAGCCACGCCAAUCGGAUCGCCAUUGAGAAAGCGACUAAAUGAGGCCGUGCUGACACUGAAAGAAAACGGCGAGCUGCUGAGCAUUCGCAACAAAUGGUGGUACGACAAAUCCGAGUGUCCCCUCAACCUGGACAGUCAGGAGACAUCCACACCCAACGAGCUUUCUCUCAGCAAUGUGGCCGGGAUCUACUACAUCCUCAUCGGAGGCCUCCUCCUGGCCGUAGUGGUGGCCAUCGUGGAGUUCUUUUGCCGCAGCAAAGGCUCCCGCCUGAAGGCGCCGUCCAACGGAUCCGCCGGCGGCGUGCCCGGGAUGCUGGGCUCCUCAACAUAUCAGCGGGACUCCCUGUCCGAUGCCAUUAUGCACUCCCAGGCCAAGUUGGCGAUGCAGGCCAGCAGCGAGUACGACGAGCGGUUGGUGGGCGUUGAGCUGGCCUCCAAUGUGCGCUAUCAGUACAGCAUGUAAGGGCUUCCCAGAGCCGUAUCCUGUAAAUAAUUAAGGCGUAAUCCGAUAACGAAACGAGAUGAAAAAGUCAUAACUAAACGACGCUGGCAAUCAACUUAACUCGGGUCAGAAGGGCAGGACAAGGCAGAGGUCGGAGGCGGCGUUCAAAAACUGUACAGAAUAACCAUAAAUAAUUAUUAUUGUAUUUUUGAUAAAUGUAUACAAAGUGAGUGCAUAAAUUAACUAUAGCUACAACUACCACACUAACACUAAACUAAACUGUACAUAGGUUAAGUGAAAAUUAUCCCAGAAUAAUAAUAAAGCGUAUG